GAGUCGAAUUAUUAGCCCCUGCUUCAUUUUCUUUCACAAACUAAAAUAAAAACCAGAGACUGGUGCUGACGUGGAUAAAGCGAAACGUUUUUUUAAAACACAUUUGCUGGAAACUGGAAAGAUGGAAAUAAAUAGCACUGAAAUGACGCUCAACAGUCAAAACCCUCAACUCCACCUAAAGAACAGUGAAGAGAUCGGCCGAAUCUGGAGACGAAGGUCCGGCGCGGCGCUGGUCAGGGACAACACAACGGAGCUGAGGUCGCUUGUACGGUGCACCAUGGCUUGUCAGUUCUUUAUGAAAGGUGGAACAAUCUACUUGCUUGAGAAGCAUGAGAAUGCUGCUGUUUUCUGUCCAAAUCGGCCGUGGGAAGGCCAGAUGCUGUUACGCAUGGAAAUCAGCCAGAUUGAUGAUGACAUUGAAAUGGCUCUCGAAGCCGUGACUGGUGAAGCUGGCGGAGAAUUUCAAGCCGAGAUGGACUCUACAGUUCCUCCAAAUGGGUUGGUGGAGAAGAAAGCUUGUAUUCCAGGGACUGGGAUAGAGAGCGUGAGAAAUGAAGCUGCUAAUGAAGAUCAACCUCUAUCAAUGUGGUUGGGAAGACUCUGCUCUUCCAAAAGUGGUAAUGGAUUGCGUGAAAGGCAAGCCGAUCAAGAAACCAAUCCUGAUGCUUGGCCGUUUCAGAAAAGGUCACCAGCUUGGGCAUCAAUAGAGUCCUCGGAAGUUUUCAGAAACAUUCCACAAAAACCUCAUUUCCGACCUCUCUUCGACUGCAAAGAGGAUUAUCGCGAAGGCGCAGCAAUUGGUAUAAUGGUAACCUUCUGCAAUGUGUUUGAGAAGAUAGCCAAUCUUCGCAUCCACGAUUCCAGGGCCUCGUUCAAGUCAAAUCUGGCCAGCUUAUCCGACUUGGAGAAGCAUGGGUUCAAUGUCACACUGCCACGCAAUCGCAUAAGCAAGCUGCUGUCGAUCAAAGAACCGUUGAGCAAGUGGAUGAACGUUGUCAAGAAUGCCGAACCGGAGCUACAACAUCACAUCGGCAAGAAGAGAAAGCUGGUUGCCACGAUCGACGAAAUCGAGAAGAAGAUGCUGGAACUACAGCAAACACUGGCUGCAACCAAGAAGGAGAUGGAAGCAGAAGAAGCCAAAGCUGCAGUUCUGCAAUCAACGGUGGAUGAAAUGAAGGACCGCAUCGACAGUGCCUGCAAUGAGUUUGAACUUGUGGUUGCCGCCCCUUGGAGGUGAUCAUCUGCUGAAUCGUGUCCUUAAAAAUAGAUGUAAGACUAUGCGUGCUGUUCUUUUAACUACAUGAACAUGACCAAAGGUUGAACUUGAAAGCUGAGGUAAGUAGUAGUGUGAUUAUGACUAAUGUAGAGAUGGAUGUUAGAUCCUAAUUCCUAUCCCCUUUUGGCUUUUCUGCUGUCUAUAUACUAAUGUAUGAAAUGUUAAGCCAGGAACGAGUUCGAACUUUGUUGUUAAGUAUGUUGACUGUAGUAGCACUGGACAAGGAGUGAAGAUUGUGUAACCCUAAUGAGCUUAUAUGGCUGUACUGGAUAUGUUGUUCUUUCGCAACAUCAAAUGGGCAUAUUAUGUUUGAGUUCUUGUAAAUCCUUUUCUCUUUUCGAUUAUGAUUCCUGUAGUUUAGUAUCAAAAGAAGACGUUAUCUAUUAUGAACCUAGGCUAGCUACCUGUGAUUGCAGGGUCUGAGUUUGCACC
Molecule: messenger RNA, 1708 nt
Organism: Linum tenue
Lineage: Eukaryota; Viridiplantae; Streptophyta; Magnoliopsida; Malpighiales; Linaceae
Source: the annotation of a GenBank genome assembly